Messenger RNA from Helianthus annuus (common sunflower), 1776 nucleotides. RefSeq lists its product as uncharacterized. The coding region runs from base 1 to 1776 and encodes 591 amino acids. Gene Ontology annotation, biological process: proteolysis. The record is from RefSeq and is a predicted model, not a curated record. Lineage: Eukaryota; Viridiplantae; Streptophyta; Magnoliopsida; Asterales; Asteraceae. Gene Ontology annotation, molecular function: nucleic acid binding; zinc ion binding; aspartic-type endopeptidase activity. The transcript has a single exon.
AUGGCGGAUACAGGGAACGUUAACGAUGAUGAUACGGCCUGCCAAGAAGAAUUUAACAGUAAGGUCACUGAAGUGACGGAAGGGGUUAUACAAGCCAACCUUCCACAACUAGCUCAAGAAGUGGAAAGUCGGGUGUUAGGAGUUGUAGAUACAAUGAUGACUAGCAAAAUUGAAGAAUUGAAAGAAUUGAUUGAAGGGUCUAAAAGUAAGAGCAAGGAACGGAGGUGCACAUACAAGGAUUUCAUGUCUUGCAAUCCUGCAACGUAUGAUGGCAAAAUCGAUCCGAUUGCAUGCCAAAGAUGGAUUUCAAACAUAGAGGCGGUAUUUAUACGAAGCCGGUGUGAUAAGGAGGAUCAAGUGAUGUUCGCUACUGGUCAACUCACCUUUCAGGCGAAAGAUUGGUGGGAUGCGUAUAGCAAGGAAGUAGGUGAGGACAAACUUCAAAUGAUGACUUGGCAAGAAUUUAAGGAACCCUUCAUGAGAUAUCACUGUCCUCAGUCAGCAAUUAAUAAAAUUCAGGAGGAUUUCUUAUGCCUCCGACAGAAGAACGAGACAAUUAAUGAAAUAACCAACACCUUUUUAGAUAAGAUGAAGUUCUGUGGAGACUUUGUGAAGACGGAAAGAAUGAAGAUCAAUCGUUACUACGGUGUGCUAAGGGCAGAAUUUAGGGAAUUUAUCACUCCCUCAAAAUAUGAAACUCUGGAUGAACUCAUUAAUUGUGCUCGGGAUAGAGAACUUGAGAUAAAAAGGCAAGAGGAACGAGGUGAAAAGAGAUCCAACGAAAAGGGGGCAAGUUCAAGUCCGUCCAAGAAGGCGAAGUUUCAAGACCACGGAAAGAAGGAUAAGUCCAAGGGUAGUAUUUCUCCGUGCAAGACAUGUGGAAAACUUCAUACUAGGGAAUGCCUUUUGGGUAAGAAGGGGUGCUACAAAUGCGGUGAAGAAGGGCAUACAUCCUACAAGUGCGCUAAUAACCCGAAGACUUGUUUCAAUUGUUUACAAAAAGGGCAUGUUAAGUCGGAGUGUCCUAAACUUCAGCAAGGAUCGAAGAAAGAAGGGAAGAAUGAGAAUAGCUCUAAGGCAAAAGGAUGGAUGUUCCAAAUCACAUCCGAAGAAGCUAAGGUUCAUCCAAAUGUAGUUUCAGGUAUCUUUUUAUUAAACUCUAUGCCAAUUUAUGUAUUGUUCGAUACCGGAGCUACCAUGUCGUUUGUUUCAAGUGAAAUAGUAAAUCACCCUUCGUUUAAGAUUGAACGAAUGUCGGAACCCUUAGAGGUAGAAAUAGCCGAUAGUAAGAACUAUUUGCUACACGAGAUUUGUAGGAAUUGCAAGUUCACUAUAGAGGAUGAAGAAUUUGAUAUCGACCUCAUACCUAUGAUUUUAGGGGAAUUUAAAAUGAUAGUGGGUAUGGAUUGGAUGGCCCGACACCAUGCGGAAAUAAAUUGUAAAACUAAAACAGUGCUUGUUCAAUCUCCAAGUGGAAAGCGAAUGAGUAUACAAGGCGAGAGAAAUGUGGAAACGAAACUCUGUAGCAUAGUUCAAGCCGUUAAGUAUGUACUUAAUGAGAGUAGGGCAUACCUAGCUUACAUGGUAGAUGCUCAACAAAGUCUCCCGAAACUUGAAGAUGUUGAGGUCGUGAAUGAAUUUCCGGACGUAUUUCCGGAGGAAUUGCCGGGACUCCCUCCCGAACGAGAAAUAGAGUUUCGCAUCAAAUUAAAUCCGGAUGCAAAACCGGUAGCGAAAACACCGUAUAGAUUGGCCCCACUGAGAUGCGAGAGUUAA